CAAACACAGGAAUGAAAACAGAAGACUAGACAGAAUAAUAAUAACACAGAUUGAUUCACAAUUUGGAAUGAUGAGUUAUAAGAUACUGUACAUACAGUAGGGUUCCUGACCCUAACUCUAACCCUCAUCCCCUGCAGGAUGUCAUCAGGUCCUGUGGUGGAGAGUGAGGGGAGUAGAGCACAGGCCAAUCUGGCAGUGACUUCAGUGUACAGGGAAGGUCCACCCUCCCACCUGGCUGUGACUGUGUUGAGGGCCACUGGCCUCAGAGCUAAGACCUUUCAUGGGGGCAGCAACCCUUACGCUAUCCUCCAGCUGGGGCAGAGGAGAAUCACCACCCCUGUCAUCCACGAUACCCUGACCCCCCACUGGAACUGUGAGCUCACCUUCCCCCUGCCCUCCUCGGCCCCCCGGGAUGCCACCGCCGCAGCCCUGACCCUGACCAUCCACCACCGACGCUCCCUACUGGCCCUGCCUGAUAAGUUCCUGGGAACUGUGAGCUUCAGGCUGGAGGAUGUUGUCAAGAAGAAGGACGGGAACAAAGAGUGGUAUGUCCUCAAUUCUGAGCCGAGGAAGAAGCUAAAGAAGCGUGGACAUGUGGAAGUGUCUUUCAGGCUGUACAGAGAGAGUAGCUGCCUUCCAUCCCACUCCCAACCUGUCACCCAAACCCAUUCCCAAUCUUUCACCCAGACCUACUCCCAACCCCUCACCCAGACCAAAUCCCUCUCCCACUCCCAACCCUCCACCAUUCUCUCCCACUCCACAAGCCUCUCCCAGCCCUCCAACCUUCCCUCCCACUCCCUCACCCAGCCUCAAUCCCAAUCCCACUUCCAACCCUCAUCCUCCAUCUGCACCAAGAGCCACAUCAGCUGGGAGAGUGACACACACUGCUUACCACCUUCUGUUCAGCCGGUGGUAAAGCAUUGGGAGCCAAACCAUCCAUCUUGUGGAGAGGAGAAUUCUGGAGUGCUGGACUCAGUUCCACCACCAUCUGUACCAGCAGACAGCUCAGACUGCGUCAGCAUCACUACAGCUGAGUGCAGCAAUAACAUCAGAUCAGUAUCCUAUUUCCCUGCAUCCAUCCUCACCUGUGAGACUGGAGACCUGGAGGACGGCCAGGAGGCCAGGGAGUGUCUGCUGGACCCAGGACGAGGACACAACUCCCGUCAGGGUCCCCUGGAGGAGACAUCUACAGCAGGGAGCACCAUCGGGACUCAGACUUCCAGUAAAUUCCAAAUGUUCCCAUUCCAACAUUCCCAAUGCCAAGGGAGGGGGAGAAGGGUCUCUUUCAGGUCCUCCUUCCUUUCCAGACUGAGGCGUCUCCGCUACAGGUUGGACUCAGGCGAGGCCAGCGGGGAGAGGCGGACUCUGAGACUCCCGGUCUGCUCCAGGAUGUUCUCCCGGUCGACCUCCCCACCUUACGACAUGUUCCCCAAGAUAGAUGUGUCAGAGAGGCCACAGGGUUUCUUGUCACGGCUCUUCCCCUGUCUAGGUAGAAGAGAAUGACAAUAAAGAAA
Salmo salar (Atlantic salmon) is the source of this 1514-nucleotide messenger RNA. RefSeq lists its product as uncharacterized. Gene Ontology annotation, biological process: regulated exocytosis. Gene Ontology annotation, cellular component: intracellular membrane-bounded organelle. Gene Ontology annotation, molecular function: small GTPase binding. The record is from RefSeq and is a predicted model, not a curated record. Lineage: Eukaryota; Metazoa; Chordata; Actinopteri; Salmoniformes; Salmonidae.